Molecule: messenger RNA, 2526 nt
Organism: Saprolegnia diclina VS20
Lineage: Eukaryota; Oomycota; Saprolegniomycetes; Saprolegniales; Saprolegniaceae
Exons: 5
Coding region: 77-2461 (794 amino acids)
Biological process (GO): potassium ion import across plasma membrane; regulation of monoatomic ion transmembrane transport
Cellular component (GO): plasma membrane
Molecular function (GO): inward rectifier potassium channel activity
Source: RefSeq, a predicted model, not a curated record
CCGGUUGCACUGGGCGUUUUCAUUGGCCGCCGUCUGGUAACUCGCAACUUGGCGACGACUGGCCUCAUCGUCCUUGAUGCCAUCCAAGAAGCGGUUCCAGCGCACGAACGGCGUCGCGAAGGCGUCGGUGGUCGACCCGUCGCUGCACAAAGCGUGGGCGCACGACUGGCCCGGCGUCGUCGUGCACGAGGAGGCCGGCGCGCCGUUCUUUUCGUCGGCCGCGAUCCGCGCGAGCGGCGAGUUCUUUCCGCGGCUCAAGACGAUUGCGAACCCGCGCAAGGCGUACAAGGACGGGAUCUACAUCCUCCUCAACUUGAGCUGGGUCACGCUCAUGCCGGCGCUCGCGGCCAUGUACUUUGCGAGCAUCUUUGCCUUUGGCGUCGUCUUCUUCUACGUGUGCGGAAACGCCGCCACGUUUUCCGACGACUUUAACCUCUCGUACACGACGUUCUCGACGAUCGGGUUUGGCAUCCUCUUCCCGGUUGAGCGCUGCGCCAACUACGUCGCGAUCGCCGAGGCGUUCGUGUCGCUCCUCUCGAUCGCCGCGCUCACGGGCCUCAUGUUUGCCAAGUUUGCCAAGCCCAAGGGCAAGAUCGCGUUCAGCCAAGUGGCCGUCGUGCACCCGUACGGCACCGAGCGGCUCGCGCUCGUCGUGCGCGUCGCCAACGCCACCCAGUCCCAAGACGUGGCCCGCGACGUCAUCAUGGACGCGUCCUUUUCGUUUACGCUCAUUCGCAUCGAGAAGGAGAACGAGAUGGGCCCCGCGCGGCUGCGCUACUACAAGCUGCCGCUAUUGCAGUCGAACGUCAUUACGUUUCGCAUGGUCCUCGCGCUCGUCCACGUGAUUGACGAAGAGAGUCCGCUCUUUGGCCUCACGCAGUCGACGCUGGCGGCGUCCCAGUUUGUGCUGCAGGUUGGCAUGACGGGCGUCGACUCGACGCUUCAAGACACGGUCAUGGAGCGCCAAAUCUAUUCGAUCGAGAUGCUGCAGUGGGGCUUCCGCUUUGGGGAGAUGCUCCACUUCUCGGACGACGCGGUCGCGAUCGACUUUGACGAGCUCAGCAAAGUGCACUCGGCCCCGAUCGACGACUCUUAUGCAGCCCAGUACGCGCCUCGCCCGUCGCCCGUCCCGACUAUAAGUAGCAACACGAAGCUGCACCAGCAUCCUCUUGGGUCGGUGCUGAGUCCGACGCCGCGCAUGGCGUGGGCGUCGUCGUCGCACAAACGAAGCUCGCGCCGGCUGCGGCAGCCGCUUCGACCGACCGAUAUGGAGCCGCUCUUUGAGCCGCUGUUGCAGCGCGACGUCGGGACGCAGCGCGUGACCAAGCCCCGGCGUCGCCAGCCGUCGCAUCAUGGGGCGUCCAUGCCGGUCGAGCAAUGGCAGCUGCUCCAGCACCAGGUCGCGGGCGACACGAUGGCGGCGACCGACUCGACGUCCGGCCUUCUCUGGGCCCACACGACCACCAACAGCCAUGCUGAGCCCCAUGACGAAGAGGACGACGAGGACGAUGACGACGAUGACGAGAGAGAUCUCGAUUUCUCCGACGCCUCUAGUGUGCACUCGGUCGAGAUUCCCAACACGCCGCGCUUCCUUCGCGUCUCGCCGCUGCACGUGCCCUUCUCGUACUCGUUCCAGAGCUUCUACUACAGCGCGCUGCACAUGAAGUGGCCGCGCAUCAUUGCGCUCAUUGUCGUGGGCUUUGUCGUCAUGAACGUCGCGUUUGCGGGUCUCUACCUCAUUGACUUUAACGGCGUCUUGGUCACCCCGAGCAUCGCGGCGGCCAGCUCGCCCUUUGAAGUGUGCUUGUACCUCAGCGCACAGACGCUCGCGACGAUCGGGUACGGUGUCAUUGGGCCGCAGCCCGACUCGAAGAUCAACAACUUUUUCGUGGCCCUCGAAUCGUCGUUUGGGCUCAUCUUUACCACGAUUUUCACCGGCAUUGCGUGGUCCAAGUUUGCGCGGCCCCGCGCCCACAUUCACUUUUCCAAGCACAUUGCUAUCACGACGAUCCACGGCCAGCGCGUGCUCGUGCUCCGCGCCGCCAACACGCGGCACCACGGCGACAUCCGCGAGGGCUCGUUCCGGCUCGGCGUCAACCUCACAAAUUCCAAGACGGGGCUGCGGCAAAUGCAGGACGUGCCGCUCAUCAGCCCCGAGUGGCCCUCGAUCCGCAUUCCCGUCACGCUCAUCCACGUCAUUGACGAGGCGUCGCCGUUCUACCAGUUUCAGUCGCCGGCCGACUUUUCGAACUACCGCGUCUCGGUCAUCACGCUCUUCACCGGACUGGACACGACGUUUACUGAAAACGUCUAUGCGCGCAAAAUGUACUUUUGGGACGACUUUGUCAUGGACAUGCACUUUGACGACUGCGUCGACGUCCGACCCGACGGCGUCGUGAUCGACUACCGCCGCUUUGACGUGCUCUUGCCGGAUGCAGAACCGACCAUCACGGUCGCUUAGAGAGAUCGACGCAUCAUACGUCGUCGUUCGGCCAGUGUAUAAUAAUGAGGAUGCGUACCACCGAA